CAUUCUUCUUCUUCGUUUUCUGAGUUGAGAAAUCUGAGUUGUCUUCUUCUUCUUCUUCUUAUUAGUAUCUUCUACAUAAGGUGCGAAGAGUUUAUCUGAAUCGACCGAUUCUCCAUUACAAAGCUUUUUUUGUUUCUUCUCCUCCUGAUCAGCUUUGCUAUCACUGGGCAGAUGACAUUGUACAUGAGUUCUGCUACUUCAGUCACAAAUCUAUCGACAACACAUAAGAAUGUGUUCCAAUUAGUCGAUAUGGUAGCCACUGAAUCAAACCACUUGUUAAGGGACAAGACUCUUUGCUUCCCCGGAAGGCAUCACAUGAACAUCCAGCCUAAAAAGACUUUUCCAUUAUCAUCACUUAAUCAGAUGAAAAUCCGUGUUCCGAGAACAUUACGAGCCUCAGCGAACGGGAAAGGCAGAGCUGAAUUGGAGGCUAUCUUUGGUGGUAAUACCUCUACAGAAAGUAGUGACUUUCCAGACUCUAAAGCUGAUUUUUCUCGUCUCGAGUUAGAAAUAUACCACUCUGGAGGAAGCUUUGGAGACCAAAAUGUGGCUAGUGUUGUCGAAAAACUGAACGCUCUUCGGUCUCAUCUAUUAGCAGCAGAGAAGUGGAAUGCUUCUCGACUUGAGUCAUGUGACAGAAAAUAUCUGGAAUGUGCGACAAACUUAAUCCAUUAUAUGGCUUUGAGGUCAUUGGACAUUGAGCAGCUCAACAGCGAUCUUGCUUCUCUUGGUCUGUCAAGUUUAGACAACAACAAUGUGACUGUCCUCGCCAGCCUUAACUCCACUAUUAAUCUGUUGAUGAACUCUCCCUAUAGCAAACAGAGUGAUGUGAUCGAAUCUCGGAAUAAUGCCUAUCCUAAGCAGCUGAAGGGUAAGAGUAGCAAGAAGAAUGAUAAAGGAAGAGUAUUUUCAUAUAAAGAGUUGUUACUUGGAAAACUUCGUGAGGGAAGAAGUACUCAUAUCAUGGUAACUGUUGGUAAAGAAGCAACUGAGAGUGAAACAUUUAUAACCGAUGUUCUUAAAGCUGGAGCUUCUGUUAUCCGUAUAAACUGCGCACAUGGAGACCCGAGCGUUUGGGGUGAGAUCAUCAAAAGAGUAAGAAGAACCUCUCAGAUGCUAGAGAUGCCAUGCCGCGUUCUUAUGGAUUUAGCUGGACCAAAACUGAGAACUGGUACCUUAAAACCUGGUCCUUGCGUGAUAAAAGUUUCACCAAAGAAAGAUGCUUAUGGAAAUGCAGUUUCUCCUGCUCUGGUGUGGCUCUCCCUCACAGGAACACAACCUCCUCCUGCUCACCUUUCGCCUGAUGCUACUAUAUUCGUGCAAGACGAGGAUUUUCUCUCUGGUCUCCAGAUGGGUGAUUCUUUAAGACUAUGUGACGCUAGAGGGAAAAAGAAGAUGCUUAGAAUCACAAAAGAGUUUGAUGUUUUUUCCAGUUCCGGGUUUGUAGCUGAAUGUUUUGACACUGCUUAUAUUGAGUCUGGAACUAUGUUAUACGUUAAGGGAAAAAAAGGGAGACGCUUGGUUGGACGAGUAGUGGAUGUUCCUCCCAAGGAAUCUUUUGUAAGGCUCAAAGUGGGAGACUUACUUGUCUUAACCCGAGAAGGAUCGUUCGAUGAACCUUGUGUAACUGUUCCAGGAGCUCAUAAGGUAACUUGUCCUUGCGGUUAUUUGUUCGAUUCUGUCAAGCCUGGUGAAACCAUUAGUUUCGAUGAUGGCAAAAUAUGGGGAGUAAUCAAAGGAGCUAGCCCUUCAGAGGUAAUUGUCUCCAUCACUCAUGCUGGUCCAAAGGGUACUAAGCUAGGAUCAGAGAAGUCCAUUAACAUUCCCCAAAGUGAUAUCCGUUUCAAAGGCCUCACAUCAAAAGAUAUCAAAGAUCUUGAAUUUGUAGCUUCACGUGCUGACAUGGUUGGCAUUUCUUUCAUACGUGAUGUCCAUGAUAUAUCCGUUCUUAAGCAAGAGCUCAAGAAAAGGAAACUUAAUGAGCUAGGUAUUGUUCUCAAGAUUGAAACGGAAAGUGGGUUUGAGAAUCUACCCUUGAUUCUAUUAGAGGCAAUGAAGUGUUCGAAUCCUCUGGGAGUUAUGAUAGCUCGAGGUGAUCUUGCAGUGGAGUGUGGAUGGGAGAGAUUGGCUAAUAUUCAAGAAGAGGUUUUAGGUAUUUGUAAAGUUGCUCGUGUACCGGUAAUCAUGGCAACUCAGGUUCUGGAAUCACUUGUCAAAUCCGGUGUUCCUACUCGAGCUGAGAUCACAGAUGCUGCAAAUGGCAAAAGGGCAAGCUGUGUGAUGUUGAACAAAGGCAAGCACAUCGUUGAAGCUGUUUCGAUGUUGGAUACUAUCCUUCACACCAAGCUUAUCUAUAAGAAACCGGACUCUGAAAUCCUACAUUGCUCUGCUUCUCACUAGAAAGAGAACUUGUAAUUUGCCUGGCCAGUCCAUGAACUGGGUCGUCCGGUUAAGUCCUGGUUCAAUAUUGGGUCUUGUGGAGCUGUGGCGGUUUCAAACCAGGAUUUAGCCCGGUUCACAUAGCCCGCCGGUAUGUUGUCCUGCAUUGGAAUGUCUCUAGAAAGAGCUUUAGUGGAAAUCUAAAAAUGUAUGCUGAGGAUAUGAAGUAUGAACCAUUCACUGAUUAACAGAAAGCGUUACAUCGA
This is a messenger RNA of Eutrema salsugineum, 2645 nucleotides long. Its product is annotated as plastidial pyruvate kinase 4, chloroplastic. Gene Ontology annotation, cellular component: cytoplasm. Gene Ontology annotation, molecular function: pyruvate kinase activity; magnesium ion binding; potassium ion binding. The transcript is spliced from 5 exons. NCBI's taxonomy places the organism in Eukaryota, Viridiplantae, Streptophyta, Magnoliopsida, Brassicales, Brassicaceae. The record is from RefSeq and is a predicted model, not a curated record. The coding region runs from base 172 to 2400 and encodes 742 amino acids. Gene Ontology annotation, biological process: glycolytic process.